AUGAGCGUGGAUGAUGUCAUUGCUCGCCACCGUGCUCGUCUGGAUGAACAUCGCAGGUUUCUCGAUAAUAAUACAUUAAAUGAAGUACCAUCACUCUCAGCACAAGUAAAUCCAGGGGUAACUGUUGCUCCUGAUACAGAUACCAACAGGAGUCAACCACGAAGUGAGAUUGAAAACACUGAAUUCUCACCACAACCACUAAAACCGCAAGCCAAGAGGGAGUCGCAUAUUGCAUCUUCAUUUUUCUUUGCAUCACCUGUAGUUUCGUCUCACCAGAAACGUAACGUCCACAACCAAGAGGGAAUGCAACGUUGUCAAUCUGCCAAGAACAUUACGGAAGAACAACGUAUACAGAGAAGACGUGAGGUUUACCUCAAACAGGCACGCACCUUGCAGGAUACCGCCUUCCUUAAUCAAAAGGGGUUAGGUGAGAAGAAGAAGCACCAGGAAGAGGGAAGAGAAGAAGGUGAGAUAUCAUCCGAUCUUUAUACGGGGGAAGAAGCCAUCAUUGGUGGCUCUGAUGGACAGGCUGAAGCCUGUCGAGCUGCCAGCACUCCUCUUUCCUUCUUUGGAUACAUGGGCAUGCAGGAGCAAAUCGCCAUGGAGGAGCGACGCUUUGAGGAACAACUGCGGUGUGCGGGACGUUAUUACAUCACCCGACCAGAUGCCAUGUACAUCAAAUCCCAACGAUGGCUGGAGAGCCGCGAGCGUCUCCGGCGGCAGCUGCAACGCGAACAGACCCUCAAAUCCCUCGACGGGUGCUCCUUCCACCCCAACCUCAAAUCUCCACCACACAAAACAGCAGAUCCACACAAAAGAGGAAACGCGUGUCCAUCACGUCCUUCGGCCUGCGCGCUGCGGGAUGAGGCGGGCGUGGCGGCGCAUCUCGAGCGGUUGCGGGAGGCGCGGCGGCGGCGGGCGGCGGCGGGGUGGCGGUUGAGCGGGCGGGUGGCGGGCACGUGGACGAAUCGACUGACGGUGCCGGUCGCCUUCACGUUCGGCCGGCGGCGGGCGGCGAUCCCCGCCCUGCGCCGCCCAUACACCGCCGCGGCCACGCCACUCACAACAGAAGACACACAGGAAGAGGAAAAGGAGAGAAAUAGUGGUGGGGAUGCUGCAGAGAAGGUGAAGGCCAAUGCUGCUGAGGAGGAGGAGGAAGAGGAGGUGGUGAAGGUAGAGGUGGUGGAUAUGAAUGCAGCUACUGUCCAUGCAAGAAGAAGAGCAACAUUGGCGGUAGAAAGGGUGGUCUCAAGACUUGAGAAGACGAUUGCACUCCUGAAGGACGAAAUGGCAGAGAAGGAUCGCAUGCUCCUACAGCAGAAGAGUGAAAUAUUAUUGCUGCGGCGAGAUCUGGAAGUGGCGAAGACAACGGUGCGGCGUCUCUCCCUGCAGGAUGUUGCACAGGGUGAAUGGACCGACGAAAUAACAGCAGUACGUGAAGCUUCUGUUUCUGGUGGCUAA
Trypanosoma theileri is the source of this 1461-nucleotide messenger RNA. RefSeq lists its product as uncharacterized. NCBI's taxonomy places the organism in Eukaryota, Euglenozoa, Kinetoplastea, Trypanosomatida, Trypanosomatidae. The record is from RefSeq and is a predicted model, not a curated record. The transcript has a single exon. Bases 1 to 1461 code for a protein of 486 amino acids.